UCACAUAUCUUUGAUGAUAAUGAAUGGGCACUGAAGUUGUUAAGGCCAGCUGUUUCCUGUCAAAGCAAGAUAUUGUAUGUCACUGUAAGCUUUGACGCAGCCCUUCCUGUGAAUGGAGAAGUGUCUGUACUCAUGGCCAGUAUUUCAUACACGCAAGUUACACGUUCUACUCAGUGUGACUCUUCCCUUUGUUGUAAUCUCGCUUAUAAAGUCUUGUUAAAGCUCUAACAUACUUGUUGCUGCCACAUAAUCGUCCUUUUAGCUUGAAGAUGCACUCAUUGUUGUCCUUUGUCUUUUAGUCAGCGCUGAGUCAGAUAGUUGACUGUUCCUCAGUAGGGAACCAGUGUAGCCCUCUGUGUUCCACAUCUGGCUGUGGAUCGCCUGCAGCCAGAAAAUAACCCAUCUCAUACUGGCUUAGUGAGAAAGGGAAGUAAGAGUAGAGAGGGAGGAGGCGGUUGUGGUCCUGUACUAAUGAAAAAAAUAAAAGUCAGGGAGGAAUAGAGGAAUAAAGGAUGGGCCCAGUGUUUCCUCUCUGUUAUCCGAAGAAGUGUUGCAGUGCUGUGAACGAUCAUGUUUCAGUGUCUGUAAGCGACAUAUUCUGGGCUUUAAUACAAACAGCUGUCACACCGGAGUCAAAUGGCUUAAUCGCUCGGUUGUAUUUUGGACUACUGUGUGGGCCAGGAGUAUAAGACUAUGGCUUGUGUGGAGGUAGAGACACUCGGCGACUGCUGCGCUAGGUUCAGAGCAAGAGCAGUCCUGCAGUUGAGGCUUCAGCAGAGGCGAACCCGGGAGCAGCUGGUGGACCAGGGCAUCAUGCCACCUCUCAAGAGCCCAGCAGCUUUCCAUGGCCAGAUCCGCAGCUUGGAGAGAGCCAGGACUGAGAAUUUUCUGAAGCACAAGAUCCGCAGUCGUCCUGAGAGAGCAGAGCUGGUCAGGAUGCACAUCCUGCAAGAGACUGGAGCAGAGCCCUCACUGCAGGCCACUCAGAUGAAGCUGAAGAGGGCGCGGCUGGCCGACAACCUCAACGAGAAGAUCGCCCAGAGACCCGGCCCCAUGGAGCUGGUGGAGAAGAACAUCCUGCCGGUGGAUUCCAGCCUUAAACAGGCCAUCAUCGUGGGCCAGGUGAAUUAUCCCAAGGUGUUAGACGAAGACAGCUGUGAUGCGCUGUCCCCAGAGCAGCCGGCCAGCCAGGAGUCCCAGAGCUCCGUCCCCUCACCAGGGGAGAGCAAAGCACCAGAGACGCCCUCUCCAGCUCCAGCACCACCACCGCUCUCCAGCACCAUGCUGCAGCCUCUCCCAGUUGCUACACAAGCAACAACUGACUUUGUUAAAGUCAUCCCGACCAAUGAGCUUCCUGUCAGCCGCCCAGCAGCCACUCCUGCUCCCUCCAAACCAGGCCCAACCCUGGUGAAACAAAGCCAGCAGAAGACGCCGUCAGAGAAGAGUCGCAGUAAGAAAGGCAAAGAGCCGAAGCCCAGGGUGAAGAAGCUCAAAUACCACCAGUAUGUUCCCCCAGACCAGAAGCAGGAGGCCAGUGAAGCACCCAUGGACUCUUCUUAUGCCCGACUGCUGCAGCAGCAACAGCUGUUCCUCCAGCUGCAGAUCCUCAGCCAGCAACAGCAGCACUACAACUACCAGACUAUAUUACCAGCACCCCUCAAACCUGUGGCAGAGGGUCAGGGCAGCGCUGCCAGCAGCCUGCCAACCUCCAUCGUGGUGUCUCUGCCCACCGCCCCUCCGCCUCCCCCUCCGCUUCCAGCUCAGGCCCGGCCAAACAACUCGCUGUCUAACCGCAAGCCAGGAGUCCUGCCUGCCAACCUGGAGGAGAUGAAGGUGGCGGAGCUAAAACUGGAGCUAAAGCUGCGUGGCCUUCCUGUGUCAGGAACAAAGACUGAUCUCAUAGAGAGACUGAAGCCUUUCCAGGAUAAUCCCAGCACCUCUGCUCCUGCCACCACCACCUCCAUCCCAAUGGAUGUCACCACUGCCACCACCACCACCGCCGCCCCUGCCAUAGUCCUCCCAGUCCAGCAGGUGGCUCCAGAGAACAUGAGCUCAACGCCGCCGGUCUCACCUAGUCCUGCUGAUCCCUCUGCUUUCCAGCACGAUGUAGGCAUGUCUGAGGCUCCCUCUGAAGUACAGAUGGUGAGCUCUGUCUCUGCAGGUCCACAGUCCUCAUCUGUCCCGUCUUUUCAAGUCCCAGAGGAGAAGGACAGGAGGCUCCAUGAGAAGGAGCGGCAGAUAGAGGAGUUGAUGAGGAAGCUGGAGCAGGAGCAGAAGUUGGUGGAGGAGCUGAAGAUGCAGCUGGAGGUGGAGAAGAGAGGCGGCACUGCUGCCGACUCUGCCUCUUUGUCUCCUAAACUCAUGAAUCCUGCUCCUACCCUGCUGAAUUCAAAUGUAGUCAAAAUGGAGGGCACAGUCCUGUCAAACUGUUCGUCCGCUACUGCCACCAUCCCAAACUCUGUCCUCUCCCAGGCUCUCACAAGCCCCCUACCAACUGUGGUGAAGUUGGAGGAUGUGACUGUUUCUGCUGGCAAGCCGAUCCAGCUCCAGACCCAAACCCAGCUCAUUACCCAGAUCCAGCCCCAAGCCCAGCCCCAAGUAACCCCCAGCCCUCAGCUCCUCCCCCAGUCGCAGAGAAGUCCCAAACUUCAGACCCAGCCCCAACCGGCAGCCACCAACCUGCAACAGUUCUUCAUCAGCCACUCAGGUGGAGUCUCCCAAGUCCUGGGUCAGCCUCAGACUCUGCUGACCACAACUGGCCAGGCUGGAACUCAGAUCCUCCUCCCCGUCUCACUACCUAGCAACGCUACUGCAAUCCAGCUGCCAAACACCACUGUCAGCCUGCAGCCUGUCCUCCAGGCCACAGUCUCAAACCCAGGUCUGGUUCAGGCCUCAGUUCCUCAGCUGCAGAGCACUAAGAUGGAGACGGCACCCAGCCAGCAGUUAGCCAACCACAACCCAAUGCUGCAGACUCUGACAUUGUGCAAUAAUACUACUGGUUUGGAGAACCAGGCGAGACCUGAGAUGAAUCCCCAGUGUUUCCUCAGAAGCUCCCCAGAGAACAGGGUUUCUCCUCGGGCUUCACCCAACCACCACAUCUCCAACGGUCCGCUUAAUAAGUCGUCUUCUCCCCAGCCUGCCUUUAUCCUCCAGCCCACCUCUCUUAUCACUCAGCCUCCCAAGACAAGAGAGCCUCCCCGCUACGAGGAGGCUGUCAAACAGAGCCGCAACAUGCACGUCAACAAUGUUUCACAGGUUCCCACGGCAACCAGCCAGCAAAUGGAUGAUUUAUUCGACAUCCUCAUAGAGAGUGGAGAAAUCACACCAUUUAUCCAGCAGGACCCUCCAGUGUCUCUCAAUAAGACCCUCCCAGUCACAGCCAGUAUCACCACCCUGCCUGUCAGUACCGCCCUCUCCCGACCGCCUCCACAGAUCCAUUUGGCCCCUCCGCCCACCCUGAGCCCGGCUGUGGACCCCAGCCUGCACAGCCUCUCCUCUCUGGCCACAGACAAUCAGCUGGAGGCCUUCCUGGAGGGGACGCUGGCAGAAACGUCGCCGGUCUCAGACCCGCGCACGCAGGGCCUGAUGGAGGAGCUGCAGGCCCAGCUGAUGGAACAGCAGCCCUACUCACCCAUGGACACCUCAGACCUGUCCUUCUGCGACUCCUCCUCACCCCCUUCCUCGCUUAACAUGGGCCUGUCCGAUCCAGCACUGGACAACAUGGAGUGGCUGGACCUCACCAUGCCCCCGGGUCCCGCCGGGGUGCUCACGCCGCUGGGGAUCCCGACAGACUUCCUGGAUACACACGACCUGCAGCUGCACUGGGACUGACGGAGGACUGGAUGAGGAAGACGGAGGAGAGUCAGCUGAGCAGCUGAGCCAGGGGGAGUGAAAGAUGGAGGGAUGAAGAGAAAAAGAAAGGGAUUCACAGCCGCAAAAGAGGUUGAGGUUAAACAUUUUAAAUAAGGAAAAAAAGGAGGAGGAAAGAUGGCAUUUCUGUGCCAUAUCACUCUCUAACCAUUCAUCUAUACCAUCUGUAAUAUUCCCACUAUACUACAGUAAGAGACGCUGUAUAGGCAGUGUACUGAUCGAGCUGAACUACAAGCAGGAGUUUGCACAGCUUUAAAAGAGGGCAUGAAAAUGUCAUCACUAAGGUGAUUGUGAUAAAGGGAUUUUAAACAGAGUAGACUUUUUCCAGAGUCUGAUGUCAUGAUUUUUAUGAUAGAGGAGACAGAGCCAAAUGAAGACUGUUAGCACAGACUGUGUGUAAAUACUGUUAAAACCACACUAACACAACUCGACUUUCUCUCAGUGAGAGGGCCUGAGUAUAGAACUGAUGGCUGAGACCGGCCCAGUUGUUUCUAUUGGAAGUUUGUCUGGUUGGCGAUCAGUGAAUGCUGCGUCUAUUUUACCGUGUAAGCACAGUAACUAAAUGUGUAAAAGGAAAAUCUCUGGAGGUGCUCGGAUGUGAGGGCCUUUGCUCCACUGACGCAUACUGUGCCAUACCAGGUUAUAAAAGCUGGUAGUUACAGUUUUUAUAACAGAGUCUCUCUAAUUGACAGAUGUAGUUGUGAUGACAACACAGAGAGAGCAGAUAGGAUUCUCCCUAGAGAUCUGUCUCAGUCUUGUCCUGGGAGAGUGCAGCCUCUGCUCCUGACUUCACCCUGGGAGAACUGAGACUGAUCCAGUCUGAGAAGUUUCUGUCUGAGGAGCUGGAAUAUCAAACCCACCUGUUCCCUUUAUGAUUCAAAGCCAGACGUGCUCAGUCAGUCACCGAGCCAAGUUUUAAAACUACCCAGCUGAGAGGAGGUCAGGCCUCCAUUCACACUGGUCCAGUCUACCACAUACUGUAGAUGUUUGACGACUGAUCUGAUAUGUUGCAUCAGAUGUGACUGUUUUCUUCUGACCCAUUGCGACCCUCCCGCCCCCACCCCGGUCAAGCUGAUGAACCAAUGACUCUAAACAACAAAGACUCUAAAGACUGGACUCCAGUGAGACGAUGAGAGGAGGAAGCUCCUCCAUCUAUGUGAGAGCUAUGCACUAAAAGAGGCGGAGAGAUCUAAAGACGAGCCUCAUUCACCUCAAAACAAGGAAAUGUGAACUUUGCAUAUCCAAGGCGAUCGUUAACACGAAGUGAUGGAUGCGAGUGUGAUCAGCGUGCCGAUCACGUGGCCAAUCGCUCCUGCAGUUGUUGUCCAAGUCUCUUAUUUUGAAUGUACUUUUGAAAAGAUCAAAAAAAUAGGACUUUACUUACAAAGUUGGCAGCUUUUUUUUCUCUGAUAGUAAACUGACAUUAAACAGUAGAAAGGGAACAAAUAACAGUUUAUAAUAGCAAGACACACAUUCAUAAGAGGUGUGAGCUGUGUGCUCUAUAUCAAGAAAGAUGUCUUUGGAGAAGAUGAGCUUUAUAUCUAGCUGUCCUACAGUAUCCCUGCACUUUGUCUCUGCGUGUAUGUGUAUGUGUGUGUGUGUGUGUGUGUGUGUGUGUCGGGGUGGGAAAUUACUGCAACACUAACCAACAAACAUGCCAGUUAAAACUGCCUGUAGCUGAUGAGUUAGUCUGCUUUACCAGCCUGUUUAUCAAGAGACCAACCAUCAUUUAGAGGAAUCAAUAUUCUAAAGUAACAUCUGGCUGGUGAAACAGUCUAAAUGUGUGAUGCAUCAGCUGCUGUGGCCUGUAGACAAAGUUCAUUUCCUGACCACGUGGGGCAAGCAAGCAUGUUGAUUUACCUGUGUGUGGACUCGUCCUCCCGUCUCCUGCAUGUUCUUCUCGGUUCGUCUCUGUGUGCAUGAUUGUAUUCACGUUUUAAUCUCGGGCUGUUUCGAGCGCUUUUAACAGCCGUCGUCUAUGAAAUCAAAGCGUUUUCUCUCCAGUCGCGAUAUUCCUAACUUUACUCUUCAAAAGGCUUCUGAUGACUGUUGUACUGUUUUUGGUGUUCAGUCGGUGUAAUGCAGUCAAAAACGCACACACACCUUUGAGGUGCAUAACACAGCCGAAGAGGGCUUAGCUCCUUUUAAAGUCAUCAUAAAUUCUCAUGUUUAUUUUUAAUGGAUUGCAUCAUAUCCCACUCACUGUUUCUUUUCAAACUGAAAUAUUGAGUUACUGACUGAAUAGCUCAGUCUGAAUAUAAUGUUGGGAUUGAUACAGUAAUACUGUAUGGCACUUUGUAAUAAGAUUGCUUUUUUAAAUCAUUUGCUCAGUGAAAUGACAUUUACAUUUUAACCACUUUCUUGUGUUAUUACGUCCAUGGGCACUAGAGGGCGUUCACUCUCCAGUUGUGGCAUGCCAGCACAUUUUCAGAGGCGGUUAGUUCAGGGUCAUUUUUAGCAGAAGAAAAAGUAAACUGAGCUGGUUUUUUUCUCCUCUUUCUGCAUUUUAAAGAAAUGUAAUUUCUGCUUGUAUAAUACAGAUUUGCUGUUAACAUCAGCAAUAAUGUGGAGGCCCUGAGCAAAACGACUGAGAGCCCUUUACAUCAACACUGUCUUGUCAAUGAAGCGUGAUGCUGCGUUGAACAUGUUUAUCAUCAGAUCAGGUCAAGACACUUGGAUGUGCCCAAAUCCAGUACGUUCGACCUCCUGAACGAGUUGGCGCCAAAUACUGCACAGACCUGCUCCUGGGCUUUGUUGUAUGUCCCCGCUGCACCUGCUCACAGGUCUAGUUAUAUUUCUGUUUUUCCUCACAUUGCUGCGAGUGUUAAAUCCUACAUAGGAUCAACAGUAGAUGCCAGUAGUUGACUUAUGUGUAUCCUAGAGGAGAUGAGGAGUUUAUUGUGUUUGUUUUUUUUUUUCUUCAGUCUGUCAGCUUUAAGGUUAUCAAUUUGAUAUUUGAUAUUUUGUUGCCAAAAAGGCAGAGGAACAUAUUAUCAUGUUUUGUUAAUUUUUUUAGAGUGAAAAAUAUAAGGAAAAAAACAUUUAAUCUUGUUUUCAUGCUCAUGUAAAAAUAUGUAAACAGAUAUUUCAUGUGUAUAUUUUUGGUUUGCAGAGUUUUUUUGGUUCUGUUUUACAUAUUGUUUUGCAUAUCAGACAUACACAAACCUCUUGGGUGCAGUAAAUCUACAUGUUUUACACUCAAUGAUGUAACAUCACUUUAACCAUUGGCCAUCCAGGUCUCUGACUGGCCAGACAGGGACAGCGAAAAGCAAUAAUGGCUGCUCUCCCUUGAUAUACUGUACUGUAUGUCAAAUCCUGCCUUGAUUUUAUUAAUGUAAGAGCCUUUACUGCAUAAAGAGUAAUACAUUAUUUCAAAAGCACUUCAUAUCUGAGUGGUUAAGCGAGGGUUUGUUGUUUGAAUAACCCUCUUACAUUAGAGGUUUGUAGAAGCACCGUCAGUCAGGCUUCCACAUAUUGACUCCAGCUCUCCUGCUCGUCCUCAUUCACCUGUAUCAUCACGUGAACGUUGUGCUUUUUUUUUUCGGGUGGAGAAGCUGAACUUGAGAACAGAAGCUCUGCACAAGACGUUUCAUUAUGGUAGAUGUAUUUCUGGGAACAUUAGAGAAAGAGGCACUGAGGUUCUCCACCCUCAUCAGUUGAUUUACAUUCUCCAUUGUAGCUGAGUCUCCUCUUUAUCUCCACCACCCAUGCCAUGCCUCUUGUUUGUAAUGCCAUAUGUUUUGCACAUUGUGUAUAUAUUUAUAUAGAUGUAAUGCAUAUUUUUAUACAUGUGUAACAUCCAUGGGCUCUCUAUUUUGUAAAUACUCAAAAAGAUGUAUAUAAGUACUGUAUGCCUUUAUGUGUCAAUAAAAUUUGGUGUACUGUGAA
Messenger RNA from Lates calcarifer (barramundi perch), 7758 nucleotides. It is a transcript of the gene mrtfba, whose product is annotated as myocardin related transcription factor Ba. The transcript has 15 exons. Gene Ontology annotation, biological process: smooth muscle cell differentiation. The coding region runs from base 694 to 3831 and encodes 1045 amino acids. The record is from RefSeq and is a predicted model, not a curated record. Lineage: Eukaryota; Metazoa; Chordata; Actinopteri; Centropomidae.